AUGAUGGAAGUAUUAAUUACAAAAUGUGAGGAAAAAUUUACAAAUGCUGCCCUAGAGGAAAAUAUCAGACUUUAUGGCAGAAAAUUAAAUGAAGCGAGAAAAUUAAAAUUACACUUCGGAUCUAGCUGGAGAUCAUUUUUGGUAUCGUUAGGACAAAAGAGGGUAAUGGCGAAUGUAUCUUGUGAUAUUCAACAGCCGAAAUUAUCUCGUCUAAAUGAAGGAUUGUCGAAUAUGAAUGUCGAGUUAAAUCUACUGGCAGCAGCGCACUUUGAAGUUGGAAGACAGUCUGAAGUCGGUGUAGCUUUAACAAGGCAACUAGAAAGAUGUUUCAAGGACUCUAGGUGCCUUGAUAUGGAAUUUUUAUGCAUUGUCGUCGAUAAAAAAGUAUGGAAUAUCAGAAUCGACAUGAAUGUAAUCAAUCACGAUGGUAAUUUGGUUGAUUGCUCUCGCAUAGUAUCUUUGUCUGUCUUAUCACAUUUACAUCGUUCUGAUAUUACUUCAAUUCGAGAUGGUGUUAUUAUACACUCAUUUGCUGAGGAUCUAUUGCCUUUGAAAUUGUUUCAUCAACCUGUUGGUGUUUCGUUUUAUAUGUUUGAGAAUGGAAAAACAGUAAUGGACCCAAUAUAA
Molecule: messenger RNA, 627 nt
Organism: Cotesia congregata
Lineage: Eukaryota; Metazoa; Arthropoda; Insecta; Hymenoptera; Braconidae
Source: the annotation of a GenBank genome assembly